Messenger RNA from Aspergillus homomorphus CBS 101889, 1719 nucleotides. Its product is annotated as Elongator subunit ELP3. Gene Ontology annotation, molecular function: iron-sulfur cluster binding; acyltransferase activity, transferring groups other than amino-acyl groups. The transcript has 2 exons. Gene Ontology annotation, cellular component: elongator holoenzyme complex; nucleus; cytoplasm. The coding region runs from base 1 to 1719 and encodes 572 amino acids. Gene Ontology annotation, biological process: tRNA wobble base 5-methoxycarbonylmethyl-2-thiouridinylation. Lineage: Eukaryota; Fungi; Ascomycota; Eurotiomycetes; Eurotiales; Aspergillaceae. The record is from RefSeq and is a predicted model, not a curated record.
AUGACUAUGUCGGCAACUUCGAAGCCGAAGAAGAAUGCCAAACUCCCUUCGGAAAACGAACGUUUCAUGCGGGCUUGUUCCGAUAUUGCGAACGCCUUGAUCCAGGACCAUGAAUCGCAGAGAGAUCCCACGAAGCCGCGCAAGGAUAUCAAUCUCAACAAGCUGCGGGGUCAAAUCGCCAAAAAGCAUGCCUUGUCCACUCAACCGCCAUUGACGGCCAUCAUCGCUGCGGUUCCCGAGCACUACAAGAAAUAUAUCCUGCCCAAGUUAAUCGCAAAGCCUAUCAGAACCUCUUCCGGUAUCGCUGUCGUUGCGGUCAUGAGCAAACCCCACCGUUGUCCCCAUAUCGCCUAUACAGGAAACAUCUGCGUCUACUGCCCUGGUGGCCCCGACUCUGACUUUGAGUACUCUACCCAGUCCUAUACUGGCUACGAGCCCACGUCCAUGCGCGCCAUCCGGGCUCGCUAUGAUCCCUUCGAACAGGCUCGAGGACGUGUAGACCAGAUCAAGUCUCUCGGCCACAGUGUUGAUAAGGUGGAAUACAUUAUCAUGGGUGGAACAUUCAUGUCCCUUCCGGAGGAUUACCGAGAAUCAUUCGUGGCCCAGCUUCAUAACGCCCUCAGUGGAUAUCAAACCGACAACGUCGACGAAGCGGUGCAGGCUGGUGAGAUGAGUAACAUCAAGUGCGUCGGCAUUACGAUCGAGACGCGACCCGAUUACUGCUUGGAUACCCACUUGAGCAGUAUGCUCCGCUAUGGAUGCACACGCUUGGAGAUUGGUGUCCAAAGUCUGUACGAGGAUGUCGCCCGAGAUACAAACAGAGGUCACACUGUCGCUGCGGUGGCGGAAACCUUCAAGCUUGCGAAAGAUGCCGGGUUCAAGGUGGUCAGUCAUAUGAUGCCUGACCUCCCCAAUGUCGGCAUGGAGCGCGAUCUCUACCAGUUCCAGGAAUACUUCGAAAACCCAGCCUUUCGGACUGACGGUCUGAAGCUCUACCCCACCCUCGUCAUCCGUGGAACAGGUCUCUACGAGCUAUGGAGGACAGGUCGUUACAAGAACUACACUCCGAACGCGCUGAUCGAUCUCGUCGCUCGUAUCCUCGCCUUGGUCCCCCCAUGGACCCGUAUUUACCGUGUCCAGCGAGACAUCCCCAUGCCGCUGGUCACAUCUGGUGUCGAGAAUGGCAACCUCCGCGAACUCGCCCUGGCCCGCAUGAAAGACUUCGGAACGACCUGCCGCGAUGUCCGAACCCGCGAAGUGGGCAUCAACGAAGUCAAGAACAAGAUUCGGCCCUCGCAGGUGGAGUUGGUUCGUCGCGAUUAUUACGCGAACGGUGGAUGGGAGACUUUCCUGGCCUACGAGGACCCUAAGCAAGACAUUCUGAUCGGUCUCCUGCGUCUUCGCAAGUGCAGCGCCACGCAUACAUUCCGCCCCGAAUUUACCGGCCAACAGACGAGUAUCGUCCGCGAGCUGCACGUCUACGGCUCCGCCGUGCCCCUCCAUGGCCGCGAUCCCCGCAAGUUCCAGCACCGUGGCUUUGGUACCCUGCUCAUGGAAGAGGCCGAGCGGAUCGCCCGUGAGGAGCACGGCAGUCAGAAGAUCAGCGUCAUCUCCGGAGUAGGUGUUCGCAGCUACUACGCCCGUCUGGGCUACACUCUGGACGGUCCGUAUAUGUCGAAGAUGCUGGAGCCCUUCGAGGAGGACGAAGAGUUCUUCUGA